AUGUUGAGUAGCAGCUGCACUGCGUAUGAUCAUUAUUUGAGGAGUAAUAGUCGGGAGGUCAGCAGACCCCGGAGUAGUACUGUGCUCGUCCCGGGGACGCCCCCGCUGCGGCCGUCCAGCCAGAACACCUCCACGCCGACGCCGACGCCGUAUAAUGGUAGCAGCGCGAUGGAGCAGGACGCCAUCGAGACGCUGCUUUUCAUGUUCAGCCCGGGCCACAGGCACUCGGGCUACCACUCCUCACAGCCCUCGCAGCGUCACCUGCCCUUCCAGAGCAGCAGCGACUCGCGCGGAUCGGAUGCCCGCGUGCCGUGCAGUCGGGAUUUACAUGUCCGCGCGGAUUAUGGGCGCCCGGUAUACGGAUUCCGCGGGCAGUCGAUUGGUCUGGAAGCGCAGGCGGGCGAUGAGAUUGACCGCAUGCUGGACCAGAUGGGCAGUGAUAGUGAUAAUAAGUUUGAGAAGGGGAGCAGUGAAUAGUUGUCUAUUUGAUAAUUUUUGAUAACUGGAUAAAUCCGC
This is a messenger RNA of Aspergillus heteromorphus CBS 117.55, 516 nucleotides long. RefSeq lists its product as uncharacterized. NCBI's taxonomy places the organism in Eukaryota, Fungi, Ascomycota, Eurotiomycetes, Eurotiales, Aspergillaceae. The transcript has a single exon. The record is from RefSeq and is a predicted model, not a curated record. Bases 1 to 477 code for a protein of 158 amino acids.